CUUCUUCUUUCUACCUUCCUCAACUCUCCCCUUCUUUUUCUGACGUUGCGUGGCAUUUUAUUAUUUGCUCCGUUCACUUGCAGACCGCAUUCACUCAUCUCUUUACCUUCUCUCUUUCUCUCUCUCAUCCCCUUUCUUUUUCUUUUCUUUUUUCUUUUUUACUGUCGUUAAUAAUAGAAAUAAAACAACGACAAUUCAUUGGAGAAAGACAGUGAAAAGGAAGCUUCAUUUCAUUUACACUCAACUCUUCAUCUUGGAUCAGUAAGCAGUCUAUAAUUUCAACAUGAAUGACGCUUUCACCAGAACGUCAAAGGCGAUUCUGGACCACUUCAAAGUCGAUCCUGACAAGGGUUUGACAUCAACCCAGGCUGAGGCUGCAUUAAAGAAAUAUGGAAAGAACGAACUUCCUGAGGAUGACCCCACACCUCUCUGGGAAAUGAUAUUGGAACAGUUCAAGGAUCAGCUUGUCAUUAUCUUACUUGUCGCCGCUGCUGUCUCUCUCGUCCUCGCCGCCGUGGAGGAGGAUAAUUCUGGAACCGCUUUUGUUGAACCUAUCGUCAUUCUGCUGAUCUUGAUUGCCAACGCCGCUGUCGGUGUCAUCCAGGAAUCAAACGCUGAGAAGGCCAUUGAGGCUUUGAAAGAAUACUCUCCUCAUGAAGCCAAGGUCCUCCGCAACGGCUCCAUUGCCAAAGUUUAUGCUACCGAUGUUGUUCCUGGUGAUAUCAUUGAAGUUGCUGUCGGUGACAAAGUCCCUGCAGAUUGUCGUGUCCUUGAGAUCUACUCUUCCAACUUCCGUAUCGACCAAGCCCUUUUGACUGGAGAAUCCGUGUCGGUCAACAAGAUCACUGAAGUUGUCAGUGAUCCCCGGGCUGUCAAGCAGGAUCAACUCAAUAUGUUGUUUUCGGGUACUACUGUUGUCCUCGGGAAGGCCAAGGCUAUUGUUGUACAAACCGGCUCUGAAACCGCAAUCGGUGACAUCCACAAGUCUAUCACCUCCCAGAUCUCUGAAAAGACUCCAUUGAAGCGCAAGCUCGAUGAGUUUGGUGACGAUCUCGCAAAGGUUAUCUCUGUCAUCUGUAUUCUUGUAUGGUUGGUCAACAUCCGUCAUUUUAACGAUCCUUCGCACCACGGCUGGCUCAAGGGUGCCAUCUAUUACUUCAAGAUCGCUGUCGCUUUGGCUGUUGCCGCCAUUCCCGAGGGCUUGUCUGUCGUCAUCACCACUUGUCUUGCCUUAGGAACCAAAAAGAUGGCCAAGAAGAACGCCAUUGUCCGCUCUCUGCCCUCAGUCGAGACCCUUGGCUGCACUAGUGUCAUUUGCUCUGAUAAGACUGGAACUCUUACUACCAAUCAAAUGAGUGUUGCUCGUGUACUGGUUGUUGACAACAAGGCCGGAAAUGCCACUGAGUAUCAGGUUCAUGGAUCCAGCUUCAGCCCUGUUGGAGAUAUCUUGAACAGCGAUGGCAAAGUCAUCUCAGCUUUGUCUAGUACUUCUCAGGCUCUGAAUGAACUUGCCCAGAUCUGCGCUAUUUGCAACAACUCAACUAUCGCUUACAACCCCGAUAAUGAUACCUACGUUAAUGUUGGAGAGCCCACUGAGGCAGCUUUGAAGGUCUUGGUCGAGAAGAUGGGAACAGAUGAUGUCAAUUUGAACUCGACUCUUGACUCACUUCCUGCUCAUAAACGUGUUGAUGCCUGUAACCAAUAUUAUCUUGGACGUGCCAAAAAGUUGGCCACAUUGGAUUUCUCACGCGAUCGCAAGUCUAUGAGUGUCUUAGUGGCCAGGACAUCAAGUGAACGCCGCUCUACUCGCUCUGGUGCUACUGGUGCUUCAACUGCUACACUUCUUGUCAAGGGUGCCCCCGAGUCUAUCUUGGAGCGCUGCUCUACUGUUCGACUAUCUGCUGCUGGCGAGACUGUUCCUUUGACAGCCGCCAUUCGCGCUACCAUCAUGGAAAAGGUUCUGGAUUAUGGUGAGGGUCAGGCUCUCCGCUGCCUCGGUCUUGCUGUUGUUGACAACCAAUCACCUAGUCUCAAUGAUUGGAAUUUGAAGGACCCUGAGAACUUUUACAAGUAUGAGCAAAACAUGACGUUCAUUGGUUUAGUGGCCAUGUUGGAUCCUCCUCGUCCCGAGGUCGCCGCUGCCAUUGCAAAGUGCAAGACUGCUGGAAUCCGUGUGAUUGUCAUUACUGGAGAUAAUAAGAACACCGCAGAGUCGAUCUGCCGCAAGAUCGGCGUUUUCUCACAGGAUGAAGAUUUAACUGGAAAGAGCUACACUGGACGCGAGUUUGAUGAUUUGAGUGAGAAGGAGCAACUCUUGGCUGUCUCUCGUGCUAGCUUGUUCUCUCGCACUGAGCCAACACAUAAGAGCAAAUUGGUUGAUCUACUUCAAAGCAUGGGAGCGGUAGUUGCUAUGACAGGUGACGGUGUCAACGAUGCCCCUGCAUUGAAGAAGGCUGAUAUUGGUAUAGCUAUGGGAUCAGGAACGGACGUCGCUAAACUUGCUGCCGACAUGGUUCUUGCGGACGACAACUUUGCAAGUAUUGAGGCCGCUGUGGAGGAGGGUCGCUCGAUCUACAAUAACACUAAGCAGUUUAUCCGUUAUUUGAUCAGCUCCAACAUUGGAGAGGUUGUUUCUAUCUUCUUGACAGUCAUUCUUGGUAUGCCUGAGGCUCUGAUCCCUGUUCAACUUCUGUGGGUCAAUUUGGUGACGGAUGGUCUUCCCGCUACUGCCCUUGGAUUCAACCCUCCAGACCACGAGAUUAUGCGCCAGCCCCCUCGUAAUUCGCGUGAGCCUUUGGUGGGUGGUUGGUUAUUCUUCCGUUACAUGGUAGUCGGAGUUUAUGUUGGAGCAGCCACAGUGUUCGGGUAUGCUUGGUGGUUCAUGUUCUACUCUCAGGGUCCUCAGAUCAGCUUUUACCAACUUUCACAUUUCCAUAAGUGCAGCUCACUCUUCCCUGAGAUUGGAUGCCAGAUGUUUACGGAUUUCAUGUCAAAGAAGGCAACAACAAUGUCGCUUUCGAUUCUGGUGACUAUCGAGAUGUUCAACGCUAUGAAUUCAUUAUCUGAGAACGAAUCGCUGUUGACUCUUCCAUUGUGGAGCAACAUGUAUCUGGUUUUUAGCAUCGUUCUCAGUAUGGCCCUUCACUUCAUGAUUCUCUAUGUGCCCUUCUUUUCGAACUUGUUCAUGAUCCUUCCAUUGAACUUGGAGGAGUGGAAGGCAGUUGUUUACAUUUCGGCCCCUGUUAUUGUGAUUGACGAGGCUCUGAAGUACAUCAGCAGGACCUUUAUCGCACCUCCUGCCAAGAAAUUGAAGCAGGACUAAUGAAGAGGACAAUUGACUUUAAGCAGGACACGACGUUAUAUUAUUUUCUUGUCACUUUUUAAUAGACUGAUGCUAAUUUCCUAAAAAAAGAAAAAGCGCGUGUCCAUUAGUCAUUGUUGAGAGAAAGCGACCUUAUUACAUACAUACAUAUAAAAAUAUUUGAUUUGCAACUCUAUUACAU
Messenger RNA from Lobosporangium transversale, 3503 nucleotides. Its product is annotated as Ca-transporting ATPase. Gene Ontology annotation, cellular component: membrane. The record is from RefSeq and is a predicted model, not a curated record. The coding region runs from base 284 to 3322 and encodes 1012 amino acids. The transcript has 5 exons. Gene Ontology annotation, molecular function: P-type calcium transporter activity; ATP hydrolysis activity; ATP binding. Gene Ontology annotation, biological process: intracellular calcium ion homeostasis; calcium ion transmembrane transport. Lineage: Eukaryota; Fungi; Mortierellomycota; Mortierellomycetes; Mortierellales; Mortierellaceae.